Molecule: messenger RNA, 270 nt
Organism: Melampsora larici-populina 98AG31
Lineage: Eukaryota; Fungi; Basidiomycota; Pucciniomycetes; Pucciniales; Melampsoraceae
Exons: 3
Coding region: 1-270 (89 amino acids)
Source: RefSeq, a predicted model, not a curated record
AUGAAGAUGUAUGGCUGUGUUUCAAUCGGAGGUAAAGAGUGUAUGGGUAUUAUCAACCCAGCCAACACCAACGAGGCAAUGCAUCUCUCGCAUUUGGCAAUGGACAUAUGGGCAGAACUCCUUGCCAUUCAUAAGCCUGGAGUCACCUUAAUGAGACCACCUACCGGACCCGAGUUUCAAUGGUUGCCGAUCAGCAAGUUACAUUCCCGAAAGGCUACUAUCCACACCCCGAUCAGAUUCCCCGGCCCCAAGGCCACUCCCUCACUUUGA